UGCACAGAUUAGGUUUGGUCAUGUGUCAUGGUCUCACACUACUUUGCUCUGCAAAACCAGGAUGGCAGCCCUCUGGGUGGCUGCCUUGCUUGCCCAGGAAACUAAGCUGAAAAGCACAUAUUCUUUUCGGCUCAACAGAUGCUAAGGCGAUAAGCUGAACCUUUUAAAGUCUUCUGGGAGAUUCAAAAAGCCUGAGGCUGAGCGACUUGGGUCUUGUCCAGUUUUCUCCUCUCCAGCCACUCUGCUUAUGGACCUGUGUGUGAGCUCCGAGCAGCAGCCCAAGCGCCUGGUGGAAGGACCGAGCUCUCCAGAUGGCUGGUUAGAGGCCAAGGGGGAAGACACUCUCCAGAAAGAUGGCUCCAAUGGGCCCCCAGGAGAUUUUAACAAGAUAGAACCAUCUCUUCAUAGCCUCCAGAAAUUUGUGCCUACAGAUUAUGCCAGCUACACUCAGGAGAAUUACCUGUUUGCAGGCAAGGAGAUUGUCAUUCAAGAAUCGAUCGAGAGCUACGGAGCGGUGGUGUGGCCAGCGGCAACGGCUUUGUGUCAGUAUUUGGAGAAACAUACAGAGGAACUGAGUCUCCAAGAUGCCAAAAUACUUGAAAUUGGUGCUGGGCCAGGUCUUGUUUCCACUGUGGCCAGUAUUUUAGGAGCUCAAGUCACAGCAACAGAUAUGCCUGAUGUCCUAGGAAACCUUCAAUACAACCUUUUAAAGAACACACUAAACUGUACAACACAUCUGCCUGAAGUGAAGGAACUGGUAUGGGGAGAAGGCCUGGAACAAAACUUCCCCAAGUCAACGUUUUAUUAUGAUUAUGUGCUGGCCUCUGAUGUGGUCUACCACCACUACUUCCUGGACAAGCUGCUCACCACCAUGGCGUACCUCUGCCAGCCAGGGACGGUGUUACUUUGGGCCAACAAGUUCAGAUUCAGCGCUGAUUAUGAAUUUUUAGAAAAAUUCAAGCAAGUGUUCAAUACAACAUUCUUGGCUGAAUUUCCAGAGUCAACAGUUAAAAUUUUUAAAGGAACACGAAAGUGGGAUUAAACAAAAUGCCCUUCAAAAGACUAGUGUGUAU
Messenger RNA from Hipposideros armiger (great roundleaf bat), 1073 nucleotides. RefSeq names its product methyltransferase 21C, AARS1 lysine (gene METTL21C). The record is from RefSeq and is a predicted model, not a curated record. NCBI's taxonomy places the organism in Eukaryota, Metazoa, Chordata, Mammalia, Chiroptera, Hipposideridae. The transcript is spliced from 4 exons. The coding region runs from base 248 to 1042 and encodes 264 amino acids.